GUACCGAUGCAGCAGGUGCUCCUUUGAUGGAGUGGAUGUCAGGUGUAGUCGCAGACGACGCGAUCUGGAGCGGCAGAUAACACACAAACACACACACACACCGUUACAAACAGCAUUCUCAAAAGCGCGUUAGAGAGAUCGAACGAAGGUGCGAGAGAGCGAGAAAGAAAGAGACACAGUCCGGGUAGAGGUGGCAGGUUAGAGCGGGAGCACUCAAAUUUGGAUGCGAUAACAGAGGCGUCCACUAUUACUCUGUGUUAGAGAAGCGGUCAGGCAAAAGCGCUCAUGCGUUAACAGAGCACCAGUUAGUAAGCGUUCGAUUCGCCACCAGGUUGCAGGUUUGAAGGGUUUUUCCCGCUAGGUAGUAGAGAAUCCGGAGUCCGAUGCGACCAUAUCAGAGUGCACUAGUGACGACGACGACGACGGGACGGCAGGUGCGUGCGGUGGUCCGCGGGUGAUAAGGGCAAGGUGAAAGACAUUAAAAAGGUGUUAACGGUCGCGGUCGCUCUAAAGUGUACAGGCUGUGUGUGUGUGUUUGUGUAUGUGUGUUUGUAGCGCACGCGUAACUAGUGAGAGUGAUCGGUCCGAGAGUGGGGAGGAGAAGGAAAAAGCAGGAAGAAGAGGGGGAAUACGAUCCGAAACCAGACCGGAAAGGAAGAGAAAGAGUGCCACCAUCACAGGUGUUAAUACAAAGCGUCAACAAAACAGUUUGCUACGCAGCAACCAGAACGUAGACCACGAGACAACGGCACAACGCAAGGCCGCACAGCAUCUGCACAGGAGCCAGACAGCGCGUACAGUACCAACCCGAAAACAACCACCACCACCACCAUCAUGGACAUUGUUGCAGCAACAACCGAGCGGCUGGUCGAAACGCUCGCGAACGGGACGCUCUCGCUAACCCCCCGGCAAGAUGGCGAAGAGCAUGCCGAUCACGAUGACGACUCACCAACGAUCGCCAAAGUCACCUCCAUGGUGGUGCUGUUCAGCGUCAGCAUGGUGUGCGGACUCGUACCCUUCAAGCUGGUGCGCUGGUUUAACCUCAACCCGGCCACCCCGUCCGGAGGCACACACCUCUUCCUGAUCCGGCUGCUGCUCUCCUUCGGCGGUGGUGCCCUCCUAAGUACCACCUUUCUGCAUCUACUGCCCGAGAUCAAUCACUCGAUCGAAGCGCUCGUUGAGACGGGCGCCCUACCCGCCCCGGACGAACUGCCCUUCCCGCUGGGUGAGUUUCUCCUUACGAGCGGCUUCUUCAUGAUCUACCUCACGGAGGAGCUGGUCCACUGGUGGAUGCAUCGCCGCUCGGCCAAUGCCCGGCGGAUCGCACGGUCCGAAAAGACAGCGCCCGGUGGCAGCAGUACAAUGGUACCGAUCGAUGGUGGCGCAUCGAAGCACGACCACGCGCACGGACAUUCGCAUCUUCCGAUCGGGAACGUAACCGCCGUCUACCCCGUGACGGAUGUGGAUGGGACGCAGGUCGUACCGAGUGUGGUACCGGUGCCGCCAGCUCCAAGCGCUAACGGUCCCCUGCGUGGCCUGCUAAUCGUACUUGCCCUCUCCAUUCACGAGCUGUUCGAAGGGCUCGCGGUAGGUCUGGAACGGUCACCAUCCGCCGUAUGGUUGCUGUUCGGUGCAGUCGCCUCGCACAAGUUUGUGAUUGCGUUCUGCGUCGCGUUUGAGCUGCUGGUGGCGGCCGUCCGUUUCCGCAUUGCCGUACUGUACAUCUUCGUCUACUCGGUGGUUAGUCCGGUCGGUAUCGGCAUCGGCAUUGCGCUCAGCUCGGUCAGCUCCGACACGAACCAGACGAUCGAGGUGGUGUCGGUGGUGCUGCAGGGUCUAGCCAGCGGGACGCUCAUCUAUGUGAUCUUUUUCGAAAUUCUCGCGAAAGAUGCGGGCCACAGCCACGGUGGAGGUGGAGGAGGAGCAGGAGGAGAAGCGAACGAUGAGCACAAGCACGGUGCCGAUGACCAUCAGCAUUCGGUGUCGCCCACGAACGGGCUGUGGCAGUUCCUGGCCGUGCUGGCCGGGUUCGGGCUGCUGCUUGGCAUCAAGGCCGCAACCGGACACAGCCACGAUCACGGACAUAGCCACGGUGGAGGGACCGAACCGGACCAUGACCACGAUCACUGAAUAGAGCCUGCGGAGAAAAAAAGGAGAAGAGAACAAACCACCUAACCCAGCCGGCGAACAAACGAUGUUGUGAUUGUCUCAAUUAUGAUUACCAUUAUGAUUUUACGACGACCAGGACGAGCGGUGUCAAGGAGGGGCGAGAUACAUCGAUAGUAUUCGUAUUAUAUGUAAUACAUUUUAUACAUGUUUUAUGUUUGUUUGCAAGAGGAUGCAUAGCCCCCAAUCACAAAACCCUAUGCAAAUUCGAUGCCUGGUAAUUCGAGUAAUGUCAUAAACAAAACAAUGUGAUACAUUUAAUUAGACACGAAAAUAAACACCUUAAACGACUGUA
Messenger RNA from Anopheles gambiae (African malaria mosquito), 2461 nucleotides. Its product is annotated as zinc transporter ZIP1. The record is from RefSeq and is a predicted model, not a curated record. Bases 835 to 2130 code for a protein of 431 amino acids. Gene Ontology annotation, cellular component: plasma membrane. Gene Ontology annotation, biological process: zinc ion transmembrane transport. Lineage: Eukaryota; Metazoa; Arthropoda; Insecta; Diptera; Culicidae. Gene Ontology annotation, molecular function: zinc ion transmembrane transporter activity. The transcript is spliced from 2 exons.